AGCCCUAGACUGACCGGGCCGGGCAUCUUACCGGAAUCCCAAUCCAGACCUCAGCUUCCCCCAAUUCCCACCGCCGAUCGGCCGCCGCGAUGCCGAAGAAGAUGGGCGUCAACUCCAAGGCGGAGGCGGCGCGCGAGCGCCGGUCCGCCGAGGAGUCGGACCGGCGCCAGAAGGCGGAGCGGUCCAAGGAGGAGGAGUACUGGCGCGAGGCGGAGGGGUCCAAGCCCCGCGCCGCGCGCCGCCGCGAGGAGGAGGCCGAGAAGAAGGCCGAGGCGGCCGCGCGCAGGGCCGAGAACCGCCGCCUCGCCGAGGCCGAGGAGGCCGCCCUCGCCAGGGCCGCCGCCUCCAAGACCGACGCCCGCAAGGCCAACCGCGUCGCCGCCCCCGCCGCCAAGGUCACCGAGGCCGAGCUGCUGCGCCGCCGCGAGGAGGAGCGCCUCCGCCUCGAGCGCGACGCCGAGGCCGCCAAGAAGCGCGCCGCGCGGGUCAGCGAGGAGGAGGAGUACGAGCGCGUCGUCGUCGUGCCCAACACCAAUAGGGACGACUCCAUCGUCGAGGCGUCCUCCGUCGGCGAGGCCAUCGCCCGGAUGUCGCUCGUCAACUCCGAGUCACCCUUGCCUGCCGACAGGCAUCCCGAGCGUCGCCUCAAGGCAUCCUUCAAGGCAUUCGAAGAGGCGGAACUUCCUAGGCUGAAGGAAGAAAAGCCAGGCCUAACACUGAAACAGUACAAAGACAUGAUAUGGAAGCUAUGGAAGAAAUCGCCAGACAACCCUUUGAACAAGGCGGCUGAGUGAGGAUGCACUCCUAGUUUCCUACUUAAUGAUAUGAUCUCUAUGGCAUCCAACAGAACUGAACUGCAGCUGCCUCGAUAUCUUUGUUCGUGGACUGGAUUGUGUGGCGGAGCUUGAACCAAACACUGGAGCUUCUUGGCUAAUAAUCAAUGAAUUGAUGCAGUGUAUAUUGUGAGGCUUACUUCUCAUUUGAGAUUUUGUCCAAUUUUCUCUUGUACUUAGAUAUGUUUGGGUAUGUUAGUACUUGAAUAUUCAACAGUUGCCAUAUCGGAAUUAUGGAUAAUAUGAGAUAAUUAUGUUAUUUUC
This is a messenger RNA of Lolium perenne, 1097 nucleotides long. RefSeq lists its product as uncharacterized. Lineage: Eukaryota; Viridiplantae; Streptophyta; Magnoliopsida; Poales; Poaceae. Gene Ontology annotation, cellular component: nucleus. Gene Ontology annotation, biological process: transcription by RNA polymerase II. Gene Ontology annotation, molecular function: transcription coactivator activity. The record is from RefSeq and is a predicted model, not a curated record.